UCAACGCAAUGGACUAUCAGCUUCCGUUUAUUUGUACUUUUAUUCAUUGAAAUAAUGGCCUUAACUUGUAGUGUUAAGCUUCUUAAAUUGCCUAAAAUGACAUUAUAGUUCGUCUCACAUCUGAAAGUGGAGAUGAAUCAUUAUACCGGCUUCGUUAGGCCUAAACUGAUGUCACUGCCAACUGAAGCUCCUCUGAUAAUACAAAACAUUACCAGUUAUCCUUCAAACUACACCUCCAGUCCUCCAGUGUCUGGAUGCUCCACGGCUGCUCAAUCCAGACUGAAUGUCUUCUCAGCAAGACAGAAAUACCCAUGCAGUCCGAGCGUUGUAGAUUCAAGGGAUCUAAAUCCUCACAGUGUCAACUCUAUUACUGAAGGGCCUCUGGUUCCAUUGUUAGCCAAAAAUCGCUCAGUAGUCACCAACCGUACCUCACAAAGCCAUGUGUCUGACAGUGGUAUUUCUGACCGUCAUUUCUUAUUUGAUAAACGAUGGAGAAAUGGAACUUACAUCACUAAUGAUGAUGUGCUGGUGAACCACAACUCUACAAAUCCACUCUCUCAGGAGUUCCAUGUUUCUCGCUCUCAUAAUUUAACCAGAUUUGCCCACCGCAAAGAACUCUGCCCGCGUGACCCAAGACCACUUAUUUGCGGGUCUGAUUAUCUGACCUCAUUUCCAUCAGUUCUGUUACCAGCCUCUACCCUGUCUAUCAGUGGACGACUCUGUAUAUCACAAAACUAUAAAAACGGAUUAAGGAUAAAAAACAGAGCGCACAAUCUCUUCUCUGAUGGUGCUAACAACAGAACCUGUGGGCCGGUUAUUGUUUUUCAGCCCAGUCGUACCCUGAUCCACAUCUGGGUGCCUCGGCCUCUUUUGUUCAGAGGCUCACAGAGAUUUCCUCUCUGGAAGCAGAGACAGUCCGGCAGGAGAGGAUGAAGAGACUCAAAAAGAUCAAUAGGCAGGACUCUUAAUCGGAGUUCAUUAGCCAAAGAGGAAACACUUGACUCCUGAAAUCACAACUGUGCCAAGAUGGAGUAAAUAAAGUCAAGGAGAAGAACUUGAGAGGUACAGAGUGUUGUAGCGCAGCCACUAUAUUAUAACUGAAAUAAAAUGAAAACGAUGGCUCUAGCAUUUAUAUUUCUUAUGUAAAACUAUCAGGGAUUGUUGAAUUUAAAGUGUAUUCGCCAAGAAUAACUGCCUUAACAUUGCAUUUAUAUAUGUGUUACAUAUAUAAAAAAACUUUAUGCUUUGUGUACUGCCUUU
Molecule: messenger RNA, 1260 nt
Organism: Cyprinus carpio (common carp)
Lineage: Eukaryota; Metazoa; Chordata; Actinopteri; Cypriniformes; Cyprinidae
Source: RefSeq, a predicted model, not a curated record